Messenger RNA from Pocillopora meandrina, 642 nucleotides. Lineage: Eukaryota; Metazoa; Cnidaria; Anthozoa; Scleractinia; Pocilloporidae. The record is from the annotation of a GenBank genome assembly.
AUGCGGUCGAAAAAGUCUAUCGCCUUUGAAAACGCAGUGAAUACCUCGUCUGCCUUGUUGGUACAGGAAAGCGAGAUGCUUAGUCAUAUGAAUGUGGAAGAUCUUCCAAACGAUGGUGUAAAAAUGGUGUUCAUGAAUCCGUCUGGAAACGUGACUGUGAGAAUUCCCAGAGAUUCCCAAACAAAAACAUUAGUGAAGAACGUUGCUACCAAACAAUGGAGAGAAAAGAUUAAUGCACUUUUAAUGCACGAAGAAAUUAAGCCUGAACUAUAUAGGGAAAUCUCCAAGCUAGUGUCGCUCGAGUUUGACGAAUACUUGAAAUCUGGAUGCAUAUUGGAGGCGCGUAAUCCGGACGAGCUCGCUAAAUUCUCGAACAAAAUUUUCAUGAAAGAGGUAAGAAUUUUCUUUCCCCUCUGGUUUGACUGCGUUCGAGGUGCAAGGGGUUUAUCGCAGAAUGCUUUCAAAGAGUGCGUCCCAGAGAUAAACUCCCUUGCUUUAGCGACAGCAACGCUAGUACGCCUAAGAAACGCCAAAGCCUCUGCAGUGCACUACCGAAUUUCAACCAUUAUGUUUCACAGUGGUGUUAAACAUGACGACUUGACACGUUUAAAUCAUUUGGGGGUAUGUAGGUCUCCAGAUUGA